Camelina sativa (false flax) is the source of this 939-nucleotide messenger RNA. The record is from RefSeq and is a predicted model, not a curated record. NCBI's taxonomy places the organism in Eukaryota, Viridiplantae, Streptophyta, Magnoliopsida, Brassicales, Brassicaceae.
AUGGCCAUCUCUGUCAUGGCCAAUGCUCACCUGAAUCAUACAUAUGCAUCUGCUUCUCAUGAAAAAGUGUUAAAAUUCGAACUCAGUGUUGAAGAUUCAUUGGUUCGCUCCAAUCCUAGAAAUGCUCAGGAUGUUAGAGCUCAGGUUGAGGAUGAGGAGUUGGCUAUGAUGAAGCUUAUUGGGUCUGAUGAUUGGGUUGUGGUGCUUGAUGAGAGAGGCCGUGACAUAGAUUCAGAGCAGAUGGCUGAGUUACUUGGGGAUGCAGGAAAUAGUGGAGCUUCGAGGAUAUCGUUUUGUAUAGGUGGAGCUUAUGGACAUGGAAGAGAAGUGAGGAAGCGAGCUAAUGUGAUCAUUAGACUGUCCUCCAUGGUCCUAAAUCAUCAGAUAGCUCUUGUGGUAUUGAUGGAACAGCUUUACAGGGCAUGGACUAUUCUCAAGGGACAAAAUUACCAUCAUUGAUGAUGCAUGAAUCUGUUUUUUGGGUUCUUCUGUUGCUUUCUCCUGUAUAAAGAUACUACAUUACCGAAUAGCUUCUUCGCUGGUAGUUGUAUCAGAGAUUGUUUACUGAACGUCGAACUUUUGCAACCCAAAUUUGCUUUGCUUCUGAUUGAGUUCAGAUUCGGCUCAUUGAGUGGUUUAGCGCCAAGAAAGAACCAAACAGCCCAAACACAAAGAAAGACACUAGAGCUGAGACAAGAUAGGAACCAUUUCAGGCCAAGGCUUAGGCAACGCUACAAGCGGCUCAGCCCUAGCCAUUGCCACACUGAAGGCAGGCCUCAUGUCUAUAUCUUCAUUUUCUACCUUCUCCCACUCAAAACACUGAACCAAUGCUCCAACAACAAGCGACACCAACCUCAUCGCAAGCCCAGCUGCAGGACACGCCCGCCUCCCAACUCCAAAUGGCAAAAACCGAAAACCAUCUCUAUCGCCAACAAAACC